This is a messenger RNA of Exophiala dermatitidis NIH/UT8656, 1950 nucleotides long. RefSeq lists its product as uncharacterized. Gene Ontology annotation, biological process: (1->6)-beta-D-glucan biosynthetic process; fungal-type cell wall organization. Gene Ontology annotation, molecular function: glucosidase activity. Gene Ontology annotation, cellular component: endoplasmic reticulum membrane; plasma membrane. NCBI's taxonomy places the organism in Eukaryota, Fungi, Ascomycota, Eurotiomycetes, Chaetothyriales, Herpotrichiellaceae. The record is from RefSeq and is a predicted model, not a curated record. The coding region runs from base 1 to 1950 and encodes 649 amino acids. The transcript has 3 exons.
AUGUCGUCCCAAAGCAAUAGCAGCAGCUCCUCGUCGCCGCGAGUACCACCACACAUCCGCCUGAACUCGGGACAAGAGAACAUUCUCAACAGCGAUGCAAAUGGGUCGUCGAGGACGCUCGUCCCUACAACCUCUAGACCCUCGACAGCUAAAUCACAACUACAGAAUGUCUACGCAUCUGACGUUCCGCGAGACUCUGCGGAGAGAUUACUACCACCUUCGCAAAGCCGACCGAACCGCUUUCGAGACGAUCAAUCUCCGCUGAGAUCGCCUGCUCUUUCGAGUUUCUCGUCCCGACGUUCGAGUUGGGAAUCUGAUCGCAGCGGGUUCGAAAACCCUUUUCGGGAUUCAAGUCAGUCGAGGCCCGGUUCAAGAGCUGGCAGCGAUGACAAUGAUGUCAACACUCAGACUGUCUCUGAAAAGUAUAACAUUCUUCCAUCCGCCGGACUGCUUCUAUUUCCCGAAGACGUCGAGAAAGACGACUAUUUGCACAACCCCGAUCCAAACGGCGAGCCACGUGACUGUGACAUUUUCAACAAGCGAGGCAUUAUCAACAUUGGUGGCCUGGCCCUGCUUACGAUAGGGAUAUUAGUCCUGUUUAUAGGCUAUCCAGUAUUAACCUUUGUGCAAAAGAUCACCAACACCGCCGACCCCUGCAAGGACAAUAUCGGGUGCAUCACCACGGACAAGAUCGCGUUACUCAAGAACAUUCGGACCGGGCUUAUUGACCCCAACACUCCUGCAUCGGCCAAAACGAAAACAGACUACCAUGGCAAUACCUGGAACCUGGUCUUUUCGGAUGAGUUCUCAACCCCAGGACGAACCUUUUAUGACGGCGACGACCCUUACUGGACUGCCGCGGAUAUCUGGUAUGGUGUGACUAAGGACUUGGAAUGGUAUGAUCCGGAUGCCGCUACCACAAAUGAUGGUGUGCUGGAGUUGCGGUUCGACGCUUUUCAAAACCAUGGUCUCAACUACCGCUCGGGCAUGCUCCAAUCAUGGAAUCAAAUGUGCUUUAAAGGUGGCAGGCUGGAGGCUAGCAUAUCCCUUCCCGGCCGCGGAGAUACGGUCGGUUUCUGGCCUGGCUUUUGGUCGAUGGGCAACCUAGGACGGCCUGGUUAUGCAUCGACUACGGAUGGGCUCUGGCCAUAUUCCUAUGCCGAUGUGUGUGACGCUGGUAUCACAGCCAACCAAAGCUCACCGGACGGCAUAAACUAUCUGCCUGGAAUGCGUCUACCAGCCUGUACCUGUGCUGGGGAGGAUCACCCCUCUCCAGGCAAGUCGCGCUCAGCCCCCGAAAUUGAUGUACUCGAAGCCAGUGUGGCGCCGUUCGAUGCAGCGGGCAACCAAAUUGGCGUGGUAUCACAGUCUUUCCAGGUGGCUCCGUUUGAUGUUUGGUAUCAGCCAAACUAUGAGUUUGUGGAGGUCUUUGAUUUCACAGUCACGCAGAUGAACACCUACAAAGGUGGCCCGUUUCAGCAGGCAGUGUCAGGGCUGUCGAAUCUGAACAAUCAAUGGUACGAUGGUAACGCGUAUCAGACGUACGCCUUCGAAUACACGCCAGGCGCCGAGGGAGACAUCACCUGGUUUGUCGGAUCGGAUCCUGUUUGGCGGCUUCAGGGCCAAGCGCUUGGACCGAAUGGCAAUGUUGCUCAACGGGUUAUCCCAGAAGAACCGAUGUCGGUCAUUGUCAAUUUUGGCAUGUCUCCGGGUUUCUCUGCUCUCAACUUGACCGGAUUGGCUCCACUUAUGCCGGCCAUCAUGAGGGUGGACUAUAUCCGUAUCUACCAAGAUGAUGAUGGCGAAAUGACCUGCGAUCCCGAGGGUUAUCCCACCACCAAUUACAUCAGCAACCAUUACAACGCCUAUCAUAAUCCGAACAUCACCAGCUGGUCCAACACUGGCCACUCGUGGCCCAAGAACAGCCUGGUGGACAAUUGUAAAACCUAA